Messenger RNA from Rhodamnia argentea, 1314 nucleotides. RefSeq names its product 5'-methylthioadenosine nucleosidase-like. Gene Ontology annotation, biological process: nucleoside metabolic process. Lineage: Eukaryota; Viridiplantae; Streptophyta; Magnoliopsida; Myrtales; Myrtaceae. Bases 161 to 958 code for a protein of 265 amino acids. The record is from RefSeq and is a predicted model, not a curated record. Gene Ontology annotation, molecular function: methylthioadenosine nucleosidase activity. The transcript has 8 exons.
UUCUCCUCUGUAAAUCUCCAUCUCCCGACAGAACACGCAGACCAAUCCUGUUCUAUUUUAUACAACUCCCUCGCACGUUCUCUUGUCCCUUCUUCCUCCUCGGACACUCGUCGUCGUAGGAGCCCCCACUGAUCCGCAACGCGUAGAGGCAAAACCCCCGAUGGCUCCUCACGGCGACGGAUCGGACGCUGCCGAGGAAGCCGCAGUCGUCGAGGCUGAGAAGCGUCCUAUUUCGACCAUCGUCAUCUUGAUCGCUAUGCAAACUGAAGCACUUCCACUGGUCGACAGGUUUCAGCUCAUCGAGGAUCGAGAGUCCUUGUUCCCUAAGGGGGUCCCUUGGGUUCGUUACCAUGGUACUUACAAACACUUGAACGUGAAUUUGAUCUGGCCCGGAAAAGAUCCUUCAUUCGGGGUUGACAGUGUUGGCACAAUUUCUGCAUCCCUGGUGACUUAUGCUUCUAUUCAGGCAUUGCAGCCUGACCUAAUCAUAAAUGCCGGUACCGCUGGUGGCUUCAAGGCUAAAGGAGCAAGCAUCAGCGAUGUGUUUCUGGCAUCUGAGGUUGCUUUCCAUGAUAGAAGAAUACCUAUCCCUGUUUUUGAUCUGUAUGGAGUUGGGUUACGACAGGCAUUCUCAACACCAAAUCUUGUGAGAGAACUCAGCUUGAAGGUUGGCAAGCUGUCGACUGGAGACUCUCUGGACAUGUCCCAACAAGAUGAAGCAUCAAUUAUUGCAAAUGAUGCAACAAUCAAAGAUAUGGAGGGUGCAGCUGUUGCUUAUGUAGCCGACAUCUUGAAAGUUCCUGCGAUAUUUGUAAAAGCAGUGACCGACAUCGUGGACGGUGACAAACCGACCGCGGAAGAAUUCUUGCAAAAUUUGGCGGCGGUUACUGCUGCCCUCGAUCAGACAGUCUCUCAAGUCGUUGAAUUCCUCAGCAGGAAGUGCCUUUCUGACCUCUGAGGCAUCAAUGUACAACUUAUCGAUUUGUAUGUACACGACAUUAACGCGUGCCUCCUGGAAUUCCUCUCCAUAUAGCUAUUCGAGUUGACCGACUGAGGAUGGCUUGGGUAAGAACAUACGUCUAGAUGCUUCGUGUUCCACGUGUACGGAAGUCGAUUUUUCAUGAGACCCGUUCGAUCAUAUUUGCGGGUCAAAAUCCUUCUUGUCGAUUGAAUCGUUCGCUUCACGCUGGGCGGACUUAUUCUCUUGAAUCACCUGUACAAGUUGCAUUUUGGACAUCUGUGGUUUUGGUUGCAGCAAUGUUUCAAAUGACAAAGAGUCACAUGGGGUUGUAAUAGUAAUCACGUUGUUCAGUU